GUUUCUGAACAGUUUGGGGAGCGUUUUCGGCUUCAUUUCCAAGGACGCCGUCAGCAAGAUCAAGAUCCUGGUCGGUUACCUGGAAGGUGAGAACGGGUCUCACUACGCCACCGUCCAGUCGAUGGUCAAAUACGAGCUGGAGAACGAACUCGUGGACCUGACCAAGAGAGGCGGCCACCCAGAGUCCGGCUGCCGCACUCUGCUGAGGCUCCACCGCGCGCUGAGGUGGCUGGAGCUGUUCCUGGAGCGUCUCCGUACCAGCAACGAGGACAGCAAGACGUCUCUCAUGUGCUCAGAGUCCUACAAUGAGUCUCUGUCCCAGUACCACCCCUGGUUGAUCCGUAAAACUGCGGGCAUGGCGUUCUGCGUGCUCCCAGGGCGCCCUGCUUUCUUCGAAGUGAUGAAUGUGGGGCCCCCGGAAAAAGUGGUGGCCAUGUUAGGGGAAGCUUUACCUCUAAUCUCCGAAGUGUACGAGAUCACAGAGGAACUUUACGCUCAACAAAACCUGCUCGACCUGCCGUAGACAGACAAAAGUGCUAUUAUUAUUAUUAUUUUUUGCUACUUCAUGCAUUAAAUUAUUAAACAUGAAGGGCUGUUCAGCGCGCUGUAAGUGCUGUGUGCUGAUUUAAGGGUCGUGCAUUCUCUGUACAGUGUUAAUAAUUUUACUGACACAAAUCUUUUCCCAUUUUUUUAUUUCAUGCAAAACUACUGUUAAUCAUCACGUUGCAUGUUUAUAUUUACUCUUCAAAAUGGACCUCGAAUGAUCUUUUUUUUUAAUUUAACUGGUGGAUGUGUGUGUUUAAUUUGAACAGUGGGGACCAGACGUCUUUGCGCACUGAUGACAGCUUUUUGUUUUCAUAAAUUAUCAAAAAAUUAAAGAAAAAGUAUCUACAGCUGUUUUGACAAUCAGUUAAUUAUUGACGUAAGUUUUUCGAGUAAAAACACCACUUAUCUUGUGGUUUAAGGCUCUGAAAUGCAAGUAAUUUCUUUUUUCUUCCCGGUCUUACAUUAAGAUAAAUUAAUUUUUUAUUUUUAUUUUGACAGAUUUGAUCAUAACCAAAUCGAAAAUCCUAUUUGAUAAUGAAAAUAGUUAGUUGCAGCUUUACUUAGCACAUAUUUUAAUCAGAAUUUUGUAAUUCUUGUAUGAAAUAAUGUAAUAACGGGGCCAUUAGGUAAAGUUUUUGACAUUCUCAUUAUCAUGUUAUUCAAAUAUUGACAUAUUUAUCUAAUACUAGAUAAUCAGACAUUAGAUUAUACCAGGUGUCACAUAAAUUAUUACGGUCAUGUAUUAAAAACACAGAUAUAAGCACUUCUCUAGUGAUAGAAAAGUCUAAAUGUGCCAACAGUGUUAAAUUUAUCUUUGAGAUUAAAAAAGCAAAAGUUAGGCCAACAUUUCAAAACAGAAAUAUUGAAAUAAUUUGAAUACUCUAAUUAAAAAACUCACAUAUAGCACUUUAUUGGCCAAACCAAAUACUGCCACAUUUUACCAAAAGGAGGGGGAAAAAAUCAAUAACCGUACUUUAGGAAGUAUUUAUAAUAACCUAUGAAACAAAAGUUUUUAGUCGAGGACUCAGUCGUUGUCCCCACUGUUUAUGACCUCAAUGCAAUUUCUUCAUUUAAUUUAGAAAUGACAAAAUAUGCUGUUAUACUUUAUUUGAAGUCACUGGUGUAAUGUUUUACAAGAAUGUACUGUACUAUAUAUAUUAUGUACAUUAUCAUUAAUUCAAACAUAAUUUAUAAAUUGUGUAGCCUUAUGAAAAAAAGCACUUGGUUGAUUGUUGUAAAUUUGUGUUAUGAUUUGAUAAUUAAUUUUGUUACCUGUUGUUUAAGUAAACGAGGACAUGAGUCAUA
Molecule: messenger RNA, 1851 nt
Organism: Plectropomus leopardus (leopard coralgrouper)
Lineage: Eukaryota; Metazoa; Chordata; Actinopteri; Perciformes; Serranidae
Source: RefSeq, a predicted model, not a curated record